CUCAGUUGGGCCCGUUUGGACCUGGAUGACAACAUGAGCGCCGCAGCGUCACAUUCACACUUCCAACUCGUCGGAUCAUGUCAGUCGCUCGGCGGCCCGAUGCCCCUCCAGCGUCGGUUUUUGACGGGGGCGCUGUGUUAAAGACGUCACCGGCUGUUGACCAAUCAUCGGCGCCCAGCAGUUUGAACAAGAAGCGGGUGCGUCGGAAUCGGAUUCCUUCGGGAUGAUAAUGAAAAAGCGAAUCGAUAACAUAAUUAAUCAUGGGAAUGGAUUAAACCGCGCAUCAAGUGUUGCAUAACGUCAGCUCCAUACGCCUGAACGCCCCGCCAUCCGUCGACGAGUCUGGAUUAUUAGCGCCGUCACAUGGAGCCGUUAAUUCUGAAGACGUACGGCAAGGAGAGGCGAAAGCUGUCCCGCUGGAUCUCCCCGGACAACCGCAAGAAGGCCUUCGACAGCUCGCGCUCGACAGACGGCGACUGCUCCGUCUUUGAGCCCGCCAACCCGCCCAAGAAAAGAGGGAGGAAGACCAGCGUUUCCCGUCGUGGAGCGACCCGUCCCGCAAAGAGGAAGGCCAUGCUAUGUCUGGCUAAGAAGAGCUAUGACGAGGAGAAUGCGCCCUCUCCUUCCCAUCCUCAGCCUGCUCGGCAGAGCAAGACCGCCAGAGUGAAGAACACCAGAGUCGCCUGUGGUCAAGCAGUGCGUCCUGCCAAAAGAACGGCCCUGUUAUGUCUGAUGGAUGCCACCAGCGAUGAGGACGACAUCAGCAGGGCUUCUCCGCCCGCCCAGCAGAGCAGGACAGCCAGUGGUCGUCAUCUUUCUGCUGGCCGCUUUGUAACGCACCGCAAGCGUGCUGCUGCCACCAAACAUGCCAAAUCGGUAUUCGACACACUCGACUCUUCAGACGACUUUACGUCCAGUGUAUUCAGUCCCAGGAGAAUAUUUCGGCCCAGGGGGAGGAAGGCCCUCCCGGCGCCUUUGGUGUCGAGUGCAGAGAACUCGCUGAACAAUGCGGGGGCCGCCGGCUUCUCCGCCAAACCCUUCCGAGAGACUUCCCUUCACGAGUCGACGGAUCACAGCCUCAGACCUUGCCCCAGGAAGCCCAUCUUUUGCUCCACCCCCUCGGCGGGCUCCUUCAGCAAACGGCCCCGCCCUAAACCCCUGUCAAACAACGACCAUUCCUCCAGCCCUCCAUCCAUGCCCGUGAGUUGCAGCGGUGUCUUGAGCACAUUCAAAGAGGACAGUGAUUCGCCGGGGCAGCCCGGUUCGCCGCCGCUUUCUGCACAACCCAUCGAGCGGCUUCGUUCUGAGGCGAAGCGAGAGCCGAGCCCGCAUCACCACGAAGUGCCCUCCGGUUAUUUGUUUACGGAGCCCAAGAGCUCCAACAAGAGACGUCACUGCAGCGAGGAAGACGCAAGAACCGGGAAUGUCGGAGAGUCGUCAAGUCUCAUUCGGCUGCUGGAAAGCAGCAGCAGUCGUUUAGUUUCGGCAGCGGGAGGGAUGGAGCGGCUCAGGGAGUCUCUGAAGGAGAGUUGUCUGGUCGAGAGCUGCGCCGUGCAGCUGGAACAAUUGGACAAGCGAGUCGCGUCGCAGCUGUGCGGCCGCCGAACCGCUGACAUCCUGCAGUCCUCAGAACCAUCGUUUCGCCGAGGUUCAUCAGUGAGCACCAUCAAAGCCCUCCAUCGUUCAGGCUCGGUAAAUAGUUUAGAGGCCUCCAAACACGCCGCUUCGGUGGCCGGCGGUCAUAAGGCGAACGCCUCGCCGUCAGCCGAAGACUGGCGUUCGCAGGGAGCCAUGGAGCAGUCGGCAUCAGUACUUUAUGUUGACACGUUCAUGGUGGGCGCACAUCUACCAGCCGACGAGCCGAUCAGCAGCGCCACCCGAACACCGCCUGCUGUAGCAGUUCAGGGCGAACGUGUUCUGAAGAAAUGCACAGUUCCGAUCCACAAAAUGGCGUUGGCCCGCGGAAGCAUGUUCAGAAAUGACUAUAUAGAUGACACGAAGGACCCAGAAGACGUCAUACCUUUAGGAGAAAUCACAGAGGGAAGGACAUUGUCGUCAAACCACACCGGCCUGGUGGCGCAGACGCACUCCGAUUGCCCAGAAGUGUCGCUGGAGACGACGCUGAAGAAGAGAUGUCGAUCUGCCAAAGUCCUUGUCAAGGUGAGGAGAGUAAGUUCGUCGCAGCUGAGGGGAAUUCAGCAGCUCAAAGAAGCCACCCUCGAAUCUGAGAAGGAUGCCAACCGCCGCGCCGCGGAGAACCGACUCUCGCCCCGCUCCGGAGACGGUCCAGGUAAAAAGAAAAAAAAGACGCAUGCCGCCGCGAAGGAGACGAAGCCGAGGAGAAGCACGUCGGCAGACCGGCCCGGGACGACCAGGAAGGCGUGCGUGAGCGGCCUGAGCGUGAGCCGCUGGAAGAACCACGCCGGCGCACACGCGCUCGGGAGCAAGGCGGUGGACUGCAGCAUCAACGACCUCAUCGCCACGCAACACAAACAACCACAGGAGUGGCUGGAGAGCGCCGUGGGUUUCUCCACCCCACAGAAGGCCAGUCGCCUCAACCUCUCCUCUCUGCUGGCUGACCUGACGCCCAACACGCACACCUGGAGUCGACUCAAGGCCGCCCUCUCUGUUCACCGCAGGAACAAAGUGUUUCUCACGCCGAGGAGUUCACGUCCGGGUAUGCCACGCUCGUCUCAACAAGCGUACUUGGCCGACCUCAGCCAGAACCUCUUUUCCUCACCCUUUCAAACGCCACACCCCAAGCGCCUGCGGUCAGGGUUGCUGAGCAGCGAUUCCCCGGUUCCGCGUGAGGACGUGGAUCUGUCGGACGCAGAGAAGGUGUGUGCCGAGUGCGACCAGCCACGCCCUCUGCCGUGGAAGGAGUGCGUACUCCCUCACCGCAUGAAGCGGUGUGUGAAGAUAGGGGAGGGGACAUUCGGUGAGGUCUUCUCCACCACCAACGCAUCAGGAGACACUGUAGCACUCAAAAUCAUUCCACUCGAGGGCAGCGAGAAGGUGAACGGAGAGGACCAGAAGACCUUCGGAGAGAUUCUUCAUGAGAUAAUUAUCUCAAAGGAGCUGAGCAGCCUCAAAGAGAAGCAGCGGAACAAGACUCACGGAUUCAUCAGCCUCAACGACCUCCACUGCGUUCAGGGCAGCUACCCUCCGGAUUUCCUAAACGCUUGGGACGCCUUCGACCAGCAGAAAGGCUCCGAGAAUGACCGACCAGAUUUCUUCAACGCGGACCAGUUCUUCAUAAUCCUGGAGUUUGAGUUCGGCGGCGCCGACCUGGAGAACAGCAAUGGAACGCUGCCGUCUUUGACGGUGGCCAAGAGCAUCCUUCAUCAGGUCACUGCUGCCUUGGCUGUUGCUGAGCAGGAGCUCCACUUUGAACACAGGGACCUCCACUGGGGCAACGUGCUGGUCAAAACCACCACGCAGAAGAGGGGGAGCUUCCUCCUGAACGGAGCGGCCCACUCUCUGGAGACUAAAGGGGUGCUGGUCCGCAUCAUCGAUUACUCUCUCUCCAGACUGGAAAUCGAUGAUCUGACGUUGUCCUGUGAUAUCUCCAAUGACGAGGAGCUCUUCAUGGGCCGGGGAGAUUACCAGUUCGACAUCUACAGACUGAUGAGACAGGAGAACGGGGUUGAACGUCAGCUCGUCUACUGCUGGAAUGUUGCACAGUGUACCGAUGCUAAAAAGGUAACGCGGUACCUGUACGUUAAAAACUAUACGAUUUAGCAUAUUUGGUGAGGGAAGCAACCAAAGAGCUUUUUAAGGCAAAGAAGUGUAAUGUUCUGCAAUGGCCAAGUCAAUCACCGGCCCUGAAUCCAAUGGAGCUGCAUUUCACUUGCUGAGGACGAAACUGAAGGGACAAUGCCCCGAGAAGCAUCAGGAAGUGAAGACGGUGGCAGAAGAGGCCAGGCAGAGCCUCACCAGGGAUGAAACCAGCGUCUGGUGAUGUCUCUGGGUUCCAGACUUCAGGCUGUACUUGACUGCAAAGGAUUUGCAACCAAGUAUUAAAAUUGACAAUUACAUUGAUGAUUAUGUUAGUUUGUCCAAUUACUUUUGAUCCCUUAAAAUGGAGGGGACACAUAUCAAAUGUGUUGUAACUCCUACACCGUUCACCUGAUGUGGAUGUAAAGACCCUCAAAUUAAAGCUGAAAGUCUGCUCUUAAAGCACAUCGUGAUUGUUUCAUUCAAAAUCCAUUGUGGUGUACAGAGCCAAAAUGAUGAAAAUUGUGUCAAUAACAACGCACAUACAAAUAUUUAUCUUCUUAUACACAUUUAAUGACGGACUGUGUGUGGGGCAUAAAAUUGAUUUCUUAUUUAUUUGACUUAAUAAUCUUGACAACAUGUCGUCCAGAAUUACAAGCCAGCUGAUUUAGUUACCAAACUCCAAACCCUUGUUCCCUCAGUAAACAUAAGUUCAUGGUCUCAUUCUCUAGUUUCAAGUCUUCUUCAAUGCAGCUUGAUGCUCAUUUAGUAAAUGAUGGUAAACAUUUAGAGUCAAGUAUACGAUAAAGCUGGGGAUGCUCUUGGGUAAGCUUACUGUGAUUGACAUGUUUUAAAGUAUGAAAUGUUUGGCUCAUUCCUCUUUAAUGUAAAAUCAUUGUGUGCGUGUGUCUG
Pseudoliparis swirei is the source of this 4629-nucleotide messenger RNA. RefSeq names its product histone H3 associated protein kinase (gene haspin). Gene Ontology annotation, cellular component: cytoplasm; nucleus. NCBI's taxonomy places the organism in Eukaryota, Metazoa, Chordata, Actinopteri, Perciformes, Liparidae. Gene Ontology annotation, biological process: intracellular signal transduction; mitotic cell cycle; protein phosphorylation. Gene Ontology annotation, molecular function: histone H3T3 kinase activity; ATP binding. The coding region runs from base 364 to 3741 and encodes 1125 amino acids. The transcript is spliced from 17 exons. The record is from RefSeq and is a predicted model, not a curated record.